Molecule: messenger RNA, 2538 nt
Organism: Ostreobium quekettii
Lineage: Eukaryota; Viridiplantae; Chlorophyta; Ulvophyceae; Bryopsidales; Ostreobiaceae
Source: the annotation of a GenBank genome assembly
AUGGAUGCCGUUAUGAGCUGCAGUGAGAGACACAGAAACAGACACACGUCGUCAAAGUGCGAUGCCAUCCGCCGCCUGGCCUGCCUGUGCAUCGCCUUUGCCAUCAUCAUCAUCCCAUCUGCGGGCCAGUCAGCUCCACAAAAUGGCACGUCUCCACCUUCGCCUCCUCCAUCUCCAUCCAACCCUCCGCAGCCCCAAGCACCGCAGAACAGCACCUCGCCUCCGUCUCCAGGCACCCCGCCGCAGGCCCGAGCGGCUGCCAACACAAGCAGGACGGCGCCUCCGGUCCCGCCAUCUCCAGGGCCCAGGGCAACGGGCGCCUCUGCGGCAGACGCCAGCCAAACCAUCCGGGUGUUCCUAUCGGUGGUGCUGCGGCAGGGAAGCAAGCUUAACGACACCGCGGUCGCCCAUAUCAAGGCAGCUUUGGAAAGGGUGGGCUGCGAAGGCGGCCAGGAUGCAGAAGUCUUGGCGUCCGAGGCGACGCCUGCCUGCGAGGAGGGGUUGGCGCAGGGAGGCCAGGGGCAGCGGGUUGGGGGCAACGGUACCGGCGGUGGGGGUCCUUGCAGGCGUGUUGCUGUCGAGGCGCUGGUUGUCGCUUCGGAUCCGGAGAGCUGCGUUGAAAAGAUUCUUUCCACUCGAGAGAGCGGCACGUUUUUGAAUGAGACAGGGAAAGCAUUUUUUGAGGUUGCCACCAUCGAGGCUGCGAGUGUGGUGCAUCCCCCACCCGCAGAUGCAAGUGGGACGCGGAUCAGGGAGGAAGGCGGCGACUGCCCCCUCAACGACUCCCUGGACAGCAAGCUCGGCCUGUACGAGGGUCUGGGCUGCGACGCCUGCGACUGCAUCCUGGACCCCGGGAGCCGGCGGUGCGCGGCCGUGGCUGGCAAAAUCUGCGCCUCGCCCGUGCCCAGCGCCGGCUGCCCCACGCUGCAGUCCAGGUUCCUGUCGGAGGUGGAGGAGGAGGUCAUCUUGGGGGCCGACGCCAUCGUGGACAGGUGCCCUAGGCUGGACAAGUCCACAGACAUUUGCGAAUGCUUGGAAAACGCGGACUCCAACCAAUGCGUCGCGGCGGUCUUCAGGGGCUGCGGCAUCCACCCCUCGCUGUGCAUCGACAAGAUCGAAGUGCUGACCGUCGACAGCUCCGAGGCCAAGCUGCGCGUUUUGAAGACCAUUGCCAACGCGUGCGGCGAGGACGACCUCCUGCUGGUUCACACUGUCGUCAUCGCCGGCGCAUCUUACGUCACCUUCAUUGGAGCCUCUGGGCAGGGCUUCAGGCAGGCGGUGGCGGACCUGGCGGAGGUUGACAUCCACCAAGUGACGCUGCUGUCAAGGCAGGAGGGGGUAGACGGAUUGAGGGUCACAUUCGCGGUGUACGCACAAGACCCCGUCUCGGCCGAGGAGCGCAUAGUGGAGGCGGACACCACUGGAUACUUCUCGGCCAUGUUCGGGGAUGCACCGCUGCAGGCCACGGCGCCGCCCCCCGCUGCCCCCGCUGCCGACUCUCCCCCCUCCUUCUCCAGCGUCCGUGGCUGGUUCGUCCUCCUCAUCAUCAUGGGCGCCAUCCUGGUGGCCACCCUGCUGGGCCUGGCCGCCCGCAGCAACCGGGCCUUCGUGCGGCGCCACGGGCUGCCGGCCGGGCCUGCGGGCCCCAAGGGCGACGCCAUCAGCAGCGGGUCGUCGGAGCAGGAGUCGUCGGGCGCGUGGGGACGGGGCAAGGGGGAGGGGGAUGGGCUGGAGGAGGGGACGCUGGACAGCGGCAAGGACGGAGGCGAGCUGAGCACGAUGGGGAGCUAUUCGCUGGGCUGUGUGGCCACGCACAGCUCGCACAGCGUCAACUGGCCGGGGGCGCAGCGCAGCGGCAGGCCAGCUUUAGAGAUAAACUCAACGCUUUCCAGGAGCAACUCAGAGAAGAGGCGGCAGUUUCGGACUAUACGCAUGAGCGAACCAUUCAUCAGCUACAGCGGCGACGAGACCGACGACCAGGCGCCCGGCGACGGUGGCAUCUCCUUCACCGUCAACCCCCUCGCCGCCCCCCAGCCCCUCUUCCCCUCCCUCGACAACAACAGCUGGUUCACCGUCGAGCCAGAGCCCGCCUCCAGGAAGUCCGACAACCAAUCGGCCUCGACCCUCCACCUCCUCACCACCUCGGGCGACUUCUUCUCCGCCGACGACCACGAGCUGCUGUCCACGGCGUCGGGCACCGUGGCGCAGCGCCCGUCCGAUGAUUCCAGCGCCACGCCGCGUCGCGAUGACGCCCCGAGGAUGAGCCGGUCGCCGAGCUUUCCGCUGGCGAUCUCGACGCACUGCCCACCGUCGCCGGCGGGGAGGGCGUCGCUGCCCAGCGCGCCCAGGACGCCGGGCUCGCGCGACGCCGUGAGCUCGCUGGUGAGCUCAUCCGACCUGGAGUUCGACGUGGAGGAGGGGGAAGAGAGGGUGGUGUCGCAGUAUGUGAACUACCUUUACGACGAGCCAGCCACCUCCAGAUCUCAAACGACCAAUAGGUCCUUCCACUCAGAAAUCGACGCGCGGGAAAGGACGUGA